Messenger RNA from Mya arenaria, 6572 nucleotides. RefSeq lists its product as uncharacterized. The record is from RefSeq and is a predicted model, not a curated record. NCBI's taxonomy places the organism in Eukaryota, Metazoa, Mollusca, Bivalvia, Myida, Myidae. The transcript has 8 exons. Bases 130 to 5928 code for a protein of 1932 amino acids.
UAUUUACACAAAUGAGUUCGUGUUGAGAAUAUUUUCAUAAUUAAAUAAAAUAUCAAUACAUAUACACGUGUUGCGUUAUCAUAUCUGGAUAUAAUUUUAACAUGAAGUAAUAUACUCCAAUAUACGAUAAUGUCGCAAAAGAGUUCGGUCGUUAGUGAUUGUCGACUUCGUAUAGACCCCGUCCUCGUCGAUAAAUUUCGCCGACUGCCGGGUGGAAUAAAUGAAGUCGGAACAAAGAUCAUCAGAGACCUCGGUCUUCGGUAUGAAUACGAGAAACAACGCGGAGUACUGGAUAUCGUCGGGCCGGACACGGAGAUACUGAAUUUGGCAAUUGAAACUCUCCGGUUUUGGAUUGAAGGAGAUGAGUUCCCUGAUACGGGUAUCACGUGUCAAGUCGGUUAUCCAAACAGGGGUAUAGUUAUUUGGCGUUUCCAUGGAGACUACGCGAAGAAGUUUGACCAUCUUUUCGCGGAUGAUAUCAGAAGAUUAAAAUUGAUUCAUACGGUCAACAUUAAAGCCGUACCAUCGAAGCGGAAUCCGGAGUAUGUUGAAUUGUACUGCCACUUUUCGGUGUAUCACCAAGUCAAGGACGAAGUCAAUAGAAUAUCGUUCGAACUCAGCAAAAUAUUUCAAGAUGACUUCUUUAUACCGAUAAUGGAUUUGAAACAGGCUCGUGAUUUCGCGAAAGAUAAGUCUAAAGACGAUAAAGUGUUGUAUGCAAUAAAAGUCUACCCGGAUGACAAAAUCAGAGUAUGGAUGUUCGCCAAAGACCAAUCUGAUCUAAUAAAGGCAAGAAGAGAAUGGGUAACUCAUGUAGGACUUAUUGCAAGAGAUAAUGAAUUUGAGGAGCGGUCAGUUAAGGUAAAAAACAAAAUGAAUGACAUAAAUACUGCGUCUUUCUUUGGCCAUAACAUUUCGUCUAAGCCGGUCGUUAAAGGUAGCCAACAAAAUUUGGCAAAUUUGGAUAGCAGCAAUUCUUUGCAGUUUAGGACAAAACCAAAGGACCUUAGCCCCAGAAAUAACACAAAUGGGCAAAGGUACGACAAUCCAAACUUUCCACGGCCGCCUGAUUUUGUAUAUCCUAUAGUAUACACAGAUUUAAAUACAUCUCGUGAGCAACAACCCGACCUCACAACAUCGAAUCCCUUCGCUCAGGAGCAUCCAGCCAGCGAAUUGGGAGCUGAGAUCAACAUAAAGAGUGGCGCCAAUCCUCUAGCUGGAGAGGCAAAAUGGGUCACGGAGGAUGAGGUUAAUCAAGCUAGACAAAACAAGAAACAACAAAACAGAAUAUAUGUUCACCAUCAGGUUGAAUAUCCUCCAGGAGCAAAAUUAACUCAACCGACCACAAGUUUUAAAAUGAACCCCUUUAAGCCGGGUGGAAUGCAGGUGGUUCAUCCAGAGAAGAACCUCGUAGCAAAUGAACGAUUCAACCCGACUCGUUCAUCGCAAUCAGUACUUACAAGUGUUACCGAUCCUAUGCAGGCACCUAAUUUAAAAAGGGGCAAAGGUGUUCGACCAGGGGCCAAGAAAAAAGUCAAUGUUAAGGAUAGUACAAGACGAAGACCGGGUUUAAAAGCCGACCAGCCGCAGCAGACAGUUAAAUACAAUAUCAAUGUCAACGGACUUGAAAUAUUUAUGUACAAACAAAACAUUGUCAAACUUAACAAUAUGGACGCGCUUAUAAAUGUGGUCACACCAGAAUUGAAGAAAGGAGACAAAACAGCAACUUUGAUGUUUGAAGAGAUGGGGAAGCAAGUGAUUGACGAAAUAGAUGUUCAUCUGAGUUUAUACGGUGAAGUAGACACUGGUGAAAAUAUUGUAACAUCUGCGGGCAAAAUACCGGCUCUCGGUGUGAUCCACGUGGUUUCACCGAUAUGGAAGAAAUACACGGUGUGGGAGGAUUGUGCGAGCGACCUCCACAGAGCCAUAUAUCACGCCCUAAAGACAGCAGAGGCUCAUAAGUACAGAAAAGUUGCGCUGCCGAUUAUUGGCGUCGAGCCCUUGUUCGGAAUACCAAAAGAUCUGAUUGCGGAGGUGUACGUCAAGGCGCUGAUCGACUAUAGUAUGGGCAUGGGGCCUCUCUACCCCGUACUGGAAAUACAUCUGGUGGACGAGGACGUGGCUAUGCUGACGUACAUCAAGGACGCGUAUGAGAGCUGGGCUUCUAUGCCGGGUGUUGCAGACGACAUGACAAAACACAUAUCCACAGAUGCAGUUCAGUCUAUGCGAAACCCGGAUGCGGUUUAUAAUCGCCGUGAAAGUGCUGUGAAUAUGAAGGACAAUGCUCCACACCGCAGUGAAAACAUGGUGGUGUUUGUGGAACAGUCGUACACGGAGAACGGCGAGCAGAGAUGGACAUUUGAUGUUCUCAGGAGGAUGACAGUGCACGUGUACACAGGAUCGUUGCUUACACUAAGUAACGUGGAGGCGGUGGUGUGCGCAAUGGACUCAAACGGCAAAGGAACCCUCGUCCGUCAUCUGCAAGGAGCAGGCGGGAGGAAGUACCGAGAAGCAUUGAAAAAAGCCAAAGGCACGCGGACUCUCCAAGACGGCGAGGUGCUGGUGACAGAGGGUGGGGAUCUUCCGUUAGAGACUGUCUUGCACGCGGUGGUCGCGAAGCCUGUGUAUACCGCAAGCCAGAAGAACCUUACUCGUCUAGAUAAGAUCAACACCCAUGUCCUAGCGUCUGCUAAUAAACAUGGCAUCAAUGUGUUAGCUAUGCCGCUGAUCGGAACAAGUCGUCUCCGGGAACGCUUCGAGGUUGAGCAGACCAGUCUGCAACUGGUGGAUAAUAUCAUUGAGGUGUGCCUCAGUGCUGGGCGCCAUCUGCACAUCCGGGAACUUCACCUUGUCAAUAUUAACCACGUGAUGACCCAGUACAUUACACAGGCUCUUAGAACCAGGGCCCAUGCUAAAGUCAGACUGGAAGCCGAAUCACACGCACUGUCAAGAUCAGAGGUGUUAUCCCAUGCAGAGGCUGUGAGAGCAGCAUCACCAGAAAGCAGGGCUAAAGUAUCUAAAUCUCUUUCGAAAACCAUAGCAACUGCCGAGGAAAAAAGUGCAGUAAAUCAAACGGAAAUGCAAGAUCCUGUUGUUAGUACUCGUGAGGUUUCUAGCGAUGAAACAAAGGCUGAAUAUACAGGAGAUGGUGAGAGAAAUCCCAGAAAGAACAAUAAAAGAAAACAAGACGCUGUUAAGAAGACUAAAACGAAAUCACUGGAAGAUAAAUCCGCGGCUUACCUUUCAACGCGUAUGUUAGAAGCUCAUGACAGAAUGUUGAAGGAUGCGUGGAACCAACUCGUGGACGAAGAUAUUGAUGAUCCGACAGAAAAACAAACAUCACAGAGAGUUGAGGACGUCCAGAAAAGAAAGCACAAGCAGCUUGAUCCUAUCCCAACAAAAGAGAGUGAAAUGGACAUUACAGGUGCAGUGAUUGACGAAAAGGACCAAAGAAUUGCACAGUUGAUGAAAAAAGAAAGAGAACAGAGAAAACGCAGUAAACGGCGAAUAUUUCAACGAUCUUCAGAUUUCAUUUAUCAAAAAUCGAAAGCAGAGUCAUAUCAAGAAAAGUUCGAAAAGAAGCAAAGAUAUGAAUCCACUCGCUCAAAAAAUAACGACUCGGGUAGAGUGGUGAGAUCAAAAAGUAGCGGCAAUAUAAAUAACGGAUAUUUAAGCGAAUCUCUUCUGAAAGGGUUCGAAACUGAGAGACAGCGAAUUCGACAACAGCGAAUACAAGAAGAUGCUGACGAAAUGACCGAUGAUGAGCGAAUGGAAAAGGAACGGUUCUUGAAAGAAACAGAACGCUUUUUCACAAGAGGCACAAAAGACCGGUACAGGCCAACAAACGAUGUCAGAAAUUUAAAUGAUGAGUUUGAACGUGCAAAUAGAGUCGAUGUGCAGGACUAUAAAACGGAAACGGACUAUGCGAUUACGGCAAGAAGUGAUCAACGUGCUCUUACCAGAAGGAAAAGUCAGAAACAUGUCAUUGACACUGAGAGAGAAGAUGAGUAUAUGAUGGAUAUGGACUAUUUAGCAAAGGAACGAGAAACGCGUAUUAAAGAAAGAGAGGAGAAGGCAAUCAACAAUGAUGACGACCUUAAUCACAGCUAUACAAAAAGUAAAAAGAGUCAGAUGCAAAGGAAUGGUCGUUUUAUGGACAUGAUGCAUGCUGAAAAAGAGAAUAACAAAUAUGACAAUUCAUACAUGAACAAUAUGCAAAACAGAGGUGACUUUUCAGAUAGUGAAUAUGAAAGGCAUAGAAAACCAUUAAAAUCAAGUCUUAAAAGAGUGUCUUCACAGGGAGCAGUCAAUCAGUAUAGCGGUGAUAGCAAUUUAGAGGAAUAUAAAGUGAGCAGAAAAUUAACGGACAUCCCUCAGAACAACUAUCCGAGGGAGCUCAAAUUUUCUCAAUAUGUGGAAAAUUACAGUUAUCCAAACCCUAAACAGAUCGAGCCGUACCCUAUCCAAAACCCUACCGCAUACAACUACAAUAGAGAACCAUACCCGUACUCUGAACCAUCGCAGUAUUUCGGAUAUCCUGUCAAUCAAGAGGACAGCUUGCCUCCGGCUCCGUAUGCUAGACAGACUGAUGAUGAUGUUAAACAUUACACAGUUGAUGCAGUCGUACAAAUGCCACGCGCUUUGUCAAAUAGCUACAAUAAAGAAAAUAAACACUCGAGUGAACCAAGAUAUGAAGUUGUCAAGCCAACUGAUAGACAAGAAUUCACAGAAAUUAAAGUUGAUAGCGUUGAAAACGAUCAAUCGGAUAUCAACAAUAACGAUGAUGUGCAGAAAAUUGAUAAGACGGGAUCAGUUAUGGAACAAGUUAAGGAAAAUACAGACAAUGUGGAAAACGAAAAAGAGGCAACAAAAUUAAAGGGUACUUCUGACAAUGAUUUGUUACAUAUCAUGGAAGAAGAGCGAAAUAUGUAUGCCAAUGAAACUACCAAAGAAGCUGAUGAAAAUAAUGAUGACAACGGAAAUGGGAAUGCUGAACACCAGAGAGCAAAUGAAAUUGACAAUAUGGACAGCGAAUCACAAAACACCAGCAAUGGUUAUAAGGAUACAAACGAAAUACUGGGCGAAAAGAAAGAAACCGUUGAAGAAAAUGAAGAACCUGAAAAUGUUUCAUCUGAUGUCGCCAACAAUGAUAUCAAUGGCAGUGUAAACAGUUCGUUUAAGGAAGUUGACAUUGCAAUUGAUGUAAAUACAUCGACGCCAGCUAAGAUUGUCACUGUGGACGAUAAUGUAAAGAGCACUCAAUCGCAAGACGUGGUACAACCAAAACGGAAGACUUACAGACCGCCAAAGAAGAAUUACAAAACAAUCACCAUGAGCAACUUGGGUGGCGAUUUUCUUCGAGAAAAGCCUGUCGUUGACCAGCCCGUACUGUUGAAAAACAGGCGGUAUAAGUUUCCAAACAUACCACGAAUCGAAACUGAUACUUAUAUAGCCAUGGAUCUUUUAUCGACAACAAAGCUUGCUGAUAAGAAAGUAUCGUUUGAUCCCACUAUCAAUCAAAAGCACAACAAAUUAAGAAAACGCGAUCUGAAUAAAAUCCGCAGUGGACCAAUUAUGAAUCCUAAUGUAAUCGAUCCAAAUGACUUUUCGAUUCGAGACAAUAUCAGACUGGAUAUAGACAUUGUUGAUAGAAAGAAACCAGAAGUAGAUGAAACAAAAUUAAAGGAUGAAAAACGAAAAAUCAAACGGUUUUGGGAAGUCGUCGGUGGAAAAGAUUUGAAUGAUGAAAAGGAGCUUUAUGGAUACAAUGGUCAACGAAAACAGAAAGACAAAAUGUUAGUGACAAAAGUUAAAAAGGAAAGGGUGUUAUCUGCCAAGAGCAAACACAGUAAUACCAAAACUAACGUUAGCUCGGUUCAUAACCAUUCCGUCGGAAAAUAUAACGUUACGGUAGAAGUUGCAAAUUAGUUAUUGAACAAAUCGGGCUUCACAUUAAAAGUACCAUGACGUCGAUAUUGUUACAUUCAGUGUUAUAUUACAUAUGUCAAGUUUCUAGUAGUAGAAGUAUACGCUAACUGUGUUGAUUGCAUAAAUACAUUUGUUGUCAUGUAUCUAAUUUAUGUGUGUGAUGUGGGAAUGUUUAAUAUGAACACAAUUUAAUGAGAAAACUGUUGAUGGUCAUUGACCUAGCUUUUAGUGUGUUUAUACGCCGUUUGGGCAUGUUCCAAUGCACGAGAUAAGGAGUGAGAAAAAAUUCCAAUGCGUUUGUGUGUUAAAAUUAAAAUAUAUAAUGUAUAUCUAAACAUAUGUCAGCGUUUAUUUUCCCUUUCACGUGUGUGAGGCAAGUAAAGCGGAGGUUUUUUGUGUUUAGUUAUCAUAUCUAAAAAAAAAAUGUGCUUGCUGUGUCUCUCUGAAAUGAUAAUAGAAAAUGUUAGCCUUACAAAGCAAUGUUAAACCAGAAUUAUGAACUCGCAUUAACAUAUACCAUGCUUGAAAUAAUAAAAAGUCAACUUCCUUUCGCAAUUAAAUCGCUUAAACCAAAUAGGAGGGGAGGAACUAUAUCACGGUUUUUUCUACCGUUUCAGUCAUGGAUAAUAAUUGUAAAAUGUAAU